Raphanus sativus (radish) is the source of this 3217-nucleotide messenger RNA. RefSeq names its product protein ALWAYS EARLY 1. NCBI's taxonomy places the organism in Eukaryota, Viridiplantae, Streptophyta, Magnoliopsida, Brassicales, Brassicaceae. The record is from RefSeq and is a predicted model, not a curated record. Gene Ontology annotation, cellular component: nucleoplasm; transcription repressor complex. The coding region runs from base 214 to 3051 and encodes 945 amino acids. Gene Ontology annotation, molecular function: DNA binding. Gene Ontology annotation, biological process: DNA-templated transcription; regulation of cell cycle; regulation of transcription by RNA polymerase II. The transcript has 18 exons.
CGGCAACGCCUCUCUCCCCUCUUCUCUCCUCUCUCUCUCUCUAUAUUUCAUCUCCCAAAUAAUCUUUUUUUUUCAUCUCUCUGUUUUAAAACCUCUUUCGAGUUUCUUACCGAUCUCUCCAAGCAGUUUCUGAAGCUUUUCUAACCAUCCAAAUUCUACUCGUUGUGAGAUUCAACACUGAUUCUCUUUGAGCUGUACUCGAGGAAUCGGAAAAUGGCGCCGAGUAAGACGUCGAACAGAGUGAACAAGCGCGUCGUCACCAAAGAAGCCUCUCCAGAAAUAGACAAAGUCAAGCAACGUAAGAAGAAACUGACUGACAAACUGGGACCUCAGUGGACCAAAGCUGAGCUCCAGCAUUUUUAUGAUGCCUAUCGGAAGCAUGGCAGAGACUGGAAAAAGGUAGCUGCUGCCGUCCGGAAUCACCGCUCUGUUGACAUGGUGGAAGCCCUUUUCUCUAUGAAUCGGGCAUAUUUGUCCCUGCCUGAGGGAACUGCGUCCGUAGCUGGCCUCAUUGCAAUGAUGACUGAUCACUACACCGUCAUAGAGGAGAGCGAAAGUGAAGGAGACGGCCACGGUGCUUCUGGAGUAUCGAGGAAAUAUCAGAAGCGCAAACGCGCGAAAGUUCCGUCUAGUGAUAUUCGAGAGGAAGUUAUCUCACCACAUUCAAUUGCACCAACGGAAGGAUGCCUCUCAUUUCUGAAGCUGACACAAGUUUAUGGAAGGGAGCGACGUGCCACUGGUAAACGUACACCUCGGUUUCCUGUACCAAGUGCAGACCAAUGGGAUGACAUAGAAGGUUCAACGCCACUAAAUAAAAGAGCCAAGAAACAACUUGAGGAUGAUGAUGAUAUACUAGCAUCGGCAAAUGCAUCGAGAAGUGUUGGAGGGUCUCCAUAUACAAGACCAGAACUCAAAAACACCACGCCAAAUGUGAAAAUGUCACAAGCAAAGGAAGCUCAGUCCAAGCACCAUGCUAGCUCCAUGUCUGGGAAUGUGGUGAGAAUAAGCCGAGAUAGGAGGCACAUUAAGGGAUCUCCUCCAGAUAGAGAUGGUGCCUUGUUGAUGGAUAUAGAAGGGGUUGGAAACGUGGAGGUUCCCCGGAAGGAGAAAAAUGUCAGAUUUGAAGAAGCAGAAGGAGAUACUUUUGAUGACAGCGGAGAAGCAUGCAACGCCACAAGAGAUGAAUUAGAAGCUCUGCAUGCAUUGGCUGACUUGUCAGCUUUACUGGAAUCAGGAUCAUCUGCACAGUUGAAUGAAGAAAGAGUAGCUAACACUCGACAAACCAUAUUAAGUAGCCAUAACGGAGAGAAACCAAAACAAGCAGGACGAGAACAUAGUGUCCUACAUGUAGUUUCAGAUGCUGAGAAUAGAAAACCGAAGUAUGCGCAGGAGGAACUCGUUGAUGGUAAUGCUGUUCCCAUAGGGGAACUUGACACUUCAAGAAGAAAACGUAAACCGCCACAUAAUAAGGAAUUGUCUGAAGAUGAUAAUUUGAAGACUCCGAGCAACGCCAGACGUGCUGGUCAAGGUCCAGCAAAGCAGCAGAAAACUGCAAAGGCCUCGGAAGAAUCUUGUUCAACUAGUGAUAAGAAAAUAACAGGACGGGAUGCAGUAGUGUCAUCAGAUACACAAGUUUCAGGUUCGGGUCCACCAAACAGGCGUAAGAUUAGUUUGAAGAAGAGUUUACAAGAAAGAAGUAAAUCUGCUGAAACCACUCCUAACAAGUCACAUUGUCACGAACUAGAUCCAGAACAUGAAUUAUUAAAGGAGAAGGUUUCGAAUAGUCUGUCACAUCCAUUGGUACGUCGAAGGUGCAUAUUUGAAUGGUUCUACAGUGCUAUCGACUAUCCGUGGUUUGCAAAGAUGGAGUUCGUUGAUUAUCUAAAUCAUGUGGGUCUUGGUCACGUUCCAAGACUUACACGUCUUGAAUGGAGCGUCAUUAAAAGUUCUCUUGGUAGACCUCGGAGACUCUCUGAUAGAUUCAUACAAGAAGAGCGGGAUAAACUCCAACAAUAUCGUGAAUCUGUGAGAAAUCAUUAUACGGAGCUACGUAGAGGUGCUAGAGAAGUGCUUCCUACAGAUUUGGCACAGCCUUUAUCAGUUGGGGAUAGAGUCAUUGCCAUCCAUCCUAAAACACGGGAAAUUCGUGAUGGCAAGAUUCUUAUUGUGGAUCAUAACAAGUACAACGUUCUGUUUGAUGAAUUGGGAGUCGACGUGGUUAUGGACAUUGAUUGCAUGCCUUUCAAUCCGUUAGAAUACACGCCUGACGGUCUAAGGAGGCAAAUGGAUAACUGCUUGUCAGUAUGCAGAGAGGGACAGCUUAGCAAACACCCAAGCUCUGAUGCAUCUAUUCUGUUCUCUCCUUCUGAGCUUGAAAAUGUCGACUUUAUUAUGAGUCCUCCUACUAUGAAGGAGGAUGAUAGAGACAGGCGAGUCACUACUGAUCAAACAUAUAACACAGUCAAUAGCAAAGAAAGAAGAGCCGAAAUUCAACGAGCUCUGAUGCUGCAGUGUACUUCAGAUGCACAGGAAAUGGAACCAGAAAUGCUUGAAAUUGUAAGUGGUUCAAGGUUAAUAGCACAAGCAAUGGUGGAUGCAGCUAUGAAGGCUGCAUCUUCGGUAAAGGAUGAGGAAAACGCUGGGAAAAUGGUCCAACAAGCUUUAGCCUCAAUGGGCGAGUAUCAUCAGCCAGUAGAUAACUCUGUAGUGUCUAGUAUGAAGCAUCAAGACCAAGCCAAUGGCAGCUUGGAUCAUCAUCAAAGCCGGCCUCCCUUAAACACAGGAGAGCGGGUGACUGAAGAAGGAUUGAUGGGAUCAGGAAAAAACGAAACGCAAAUGGCUUCAGAGCUUAUAAGCUCUUGUGUUUCAACUUGGCUCAUGAUUCAGAAGUGCGCAGAGAAGCAGUAUCCACCAGGUGACGUGGCUCAAGUGAUGGAGACAGCAGUGAGUAGCUUGCAGCCGCGGUGUCCGCAGAACAUGCCGAUCUACAGAGAAAUACAGACUUGUAUGGGAUGGAUCAAGAAUCAAAUCAUGGCUCUUGUCAAAACAUGAAUAUAGCUUUUGAGUUCUUUACAUAAUUAACCUGACAUCUUCAUUUGAAAAAAGAAAAAAGGAUACCAGAUUGUAGAGGUUAGUUUAGUUUAAGUUAAUAAGUUAACAGCUACUUGAUUUAUUCUCUGUAACUAUGAAAGUAUGAAACUGUUCUUUUUCUUUUGUC